ACGUGACAACCACUCACAUCCCGCUCGUCUGCAUCCCGCUAGCUCCUAAAACGCCGACAUGACAUCCAUUAGCUCUGCUCAGUGAUAAAGACAAACGUAACCAGCGGGCUUCGAGUGGCUGUUACAUAAAAUACACAACCAUGCGACGUUUGGGGUCAGUUCAGCAGAAGAUACCGUGUGUUUUUCUGACGGAGGUGAAGGAAGAACAGUCCAGAAAACGAGACCGUCAGCAAUUUCACGUUGUUGCCACUGAAAACGUGAACCCUGUUGCUCUGGAGGCGAACAUUGAUUGUGCACUCGCCACAGAAAAACUAGAUGGCACUUGCUGUUAUGUUACAGUUUAUGAAGGGCAGCCUUACCUCUGGGCUAGGCUCGACAGGAAACCCAAUAAACAGGCAGAGAAGAGGUUCAAAAAGUAUCAGCAUUCUCAAAAGAGCUGUAAAGGAUUCACAUGGAACGUAGAGGAAGAUUUUAAGAGGGUGCCAGAGACGUGGAUCCCAGCCCACAGGGUCAAACACCACAAUGGCCAUCCAGUGCCUGAUGAGCACGGACACAUUCCAGGCUGGGUUCCUGUGGAGAAGGACAACAAACAGUACUGCUGGCACUCUUCUGUGGUGGAUUAUGAAGUCGGGGGAGCUCUUGUUCUCAGGCCUAGCGCUGACGACGAAGGCAUGCUAGAAAUUGCAGCAGUCCCAUUGACCGCCCUCCUGGAGCAAACGCUGGAGCUCAUUGGAACAAACGUCAACGGAAACCCUUAUGGAUUGGGGAGUAAGAAGCAGCCUGUCCACUGCCUGGUGUCACACGGGAGUGUUCAAAUCAGAAGCCCUCCACCAGUGGACUUCCAGCAGCUGUGCUCCUGGUUCCAGGAGAGUCCAGAGGGUCGAGUUGAGGGCAUCGUCUGGCACUGCAACGACGGCACGCUCAUUAAGGUUCAUCGUCAUCACCUGGGACUGAGGUGGCCAGAUGAGGAAACCUGCCUUGGUGACAGGUCGGUGGUCAUUCAUGUUGAUGGGAUGGUUGAUGAAUACAACAGCAAGGACUUGUUCACAUCCUUCUCCAGACUAAAUGGACGCUGUUUCAGCCGACUGCAGGACAUCCAGUUUGAGUUGUAGACCCAGUCGGAGAAUAUCAAACCUUCCCACUGUGGCGAUAGCUGUUAGAUAUUUUCACCAGUAAUUCCAGUUGAGUACAGGGGAGUGUCCUAAAACCUGAAGACAGUUUUACAUUUGCCUUGCAGAAAUGUGUACAGCUUUAGUGUAGAUAUGAGUGACCGACAACUUGUGUUGUAAAAAUGUUCCAUUAAUAUACUGUAUGUUACAGCUCUUCUAUUGCUAAGUGAAGAAUAAAUGUAUGUGAGUAUAUACACCUUUUUUAUUGAACAGUUUUUUAUAAAACAGUCUGAUUAGUACAAAAGCGGUUUUAUUGAAAAAAUUUACCUCAGCACAAUGUGUCAAAACUGUACAAAUGUAAAGAAAUAAAUAUGUGUCCAACCUAUAAACAACCCCAAAAAAAACAGCUGCCAUGUGGGGAAAAAAAUGGAGGAGCUACAUCACUUUACUGUUAGGCUGUUCUGAAAAGGGGAUAUUUUAUCCUACCAUUUCCAGUGACAUUGCUUAGGGAAUGUGAGUGCAAGAUUUCAAACUGCAUUACCUAAAAACUCUUGAGUGGUCAGUGCUGCUAUAUCAAUAUUGAAUAUCUUAGUACUUAGUAGAAAUUGUUUGUGAUCCAGAGAUAUUUAGGGCUGGACAUCGUUUGGAAACAUUACAUACUAGUGCUGAUACGAUACCCGAGUUUUAGUACAAUUACCAAAAUGAUGCUGAUUUCAGUAACG
Micropterus dolomieu (smallmouth bass) is the source of this 1831-nucleotide messenger RNA. RefSeq names its product linkage group 22 C12orf29 homolog (gene rlig1). Gene Ontology annotation, molecular function: RNA ligase (ATP) activity. Lineage: Eukaryota; Metazoa; Chordata; Actinopteri; Centrarchiformes; Centrarchidae. Gene Ontology annotation, biological process: response to reactive oxygen species. Bases 141 to 1112 code for a protein of 323 amino acids. The transcript has 7 exons. The record is from RefSeq and is a predicted model, not a curated record.